Molecule: messenger RNA, 2754 nt
Organism: Cuscuta europaea
Lineage: Eukaryota; Viridiplantae; Streptophyta; Magnoliopsida; Solanales; Convolvulaceae
Source: the annotation of a GenBank genome assembly
AUAAAGUUCCCACUUCCCAACCACCGUUCUACGCUAUCCGACCAUUGAGCUGCACUUACAGACAUGACAUCUUAUCUCUGCCCUGGGAACUCAUCCUAUUCUACAAAGUUCUGCUGGAUACACACCUAUUUUGGUCAAUUGCAGAAAGCCGUGUUGUCUUUCUAUAGUACUCGCCCAAGAAAAAGGUGCAAUGUUAAGCUUUCCUUUCUGCUUAGAACAACUUAUUCUGCGUCCGAUGUUCUGACACAUGUCACUUCCGAUGUGCUGAACGAAGCUACAUCAGAAUGGUCUAGAAAUAUGGGAAACUGCUUAAAAAGUGAUUUGAGCUGUAUUAAUGAUCUCGAAGAGCAAUUGCAUGAUCUCUUUAAUGAAGUAAAUAUCAUGAUAAAGUCAGGAAAGAGAAAUGAUGCUGUUGAUCUACUUCAAGCAAAUUAUGAAGCGAUUAAAGAACAGAUAGAUUGUGGUUUUAGAGGAAUAGAAGAGGCAGCUGUUCUUGACAUAAUAGCAUUGGGCCACAUGGCCCUUGGUGACCUAAACACCGUUGGAUCCAUACUGCAUCUGUUGAGCGGGAUCGUUGAAGAUUUGAAUGAUGAUGUACCUCUGUUAGACUCAAUACUGAUGCAUAUGGGAAGCAUAUAUGAUAAAUUAGGGAAAUUUGAAAUGUCAUUAUCAUCAUACAGAAGAGCACUAGCAAUAACGGAAAGAAGAUAUGGGGAAACAAAUUUUUUCAUCAUCGUUCCAUUGUUAGGAAUGGCAAAAGCUCUUGGCUCUGUAGGUAGGGCUAGAAAAGCUAUAGAAACAUACCAUCGUGCAAUCUCAAUAUUGGAAUCUAGCCAGGGCACUGAAAGUGAAGAACUAGUGGUGCCUUUAUUUGCUUUAGGCAACCUUUUACUGGAGGAAAGAAGAGCAGCAGAUGCUGAAACUGCGUUUCAAAGAGUCAUAAGUAUCUACAAGAAUUUGUAUGGUGAAAAUGAUAUAAAAGUAGGAUUGGCUUUGUGUUCUCUUGCAAGUGCAAAAUUUAGGAAAGGAAUUAUGGAUGAAGCCAUUGAUAUAUACAGAAAGGCUCUUCAGGUGCUCAAAGAUUAUGAACACGCAGUAGACGACAAAGUUAUGGAGAAGAUACGAACAGACAUGGCAGAGUUACUUCAUUUAGUAGGAAGGGAGGAUGAAGGCCGUUCCCUUUUAGAGGAAUGCUUGCUGAUCACUGAAAAAUAUAAAGGGAAAGACCACCCAACCUAUGUAACCCAUCUUGUAAAUCUGGCCACAUCUUAUUAUCGGUCCAAAAAUUAUGUUGAAGCAGAGAAGUUGCUGCGCAUUAGUUUGCAGAUUAUGCUGAAGGCCCUGCCACCUGAUGAUCAGGCUGUUAGCUUUCCAUUGCUGCAUCUUGCGAUCACUCUCUACAAUCUAAACCAAGUUGAGGAAGCCGAGAAGUAUGCACUUGAGGCUUUACAUAUUCGCGAGAAGGCAUUUGGAAAAGACUCUCUCCCCGUUGGGGAGGCUCUUGACUGUCUAGUUUCCAUUCAGAAAAAACAAGAAAAAGAUGACGAUAAGUUGUUAGAACAUCUCAAGAGAAUUUUGAGGAUUCAAGAGAAAGCUUUUGGCAGCGACAGUGAACAGGUCAUGGAAAUGCUUAAAAAGGUUGUACACUACAUGACAAGAUUAGGGUUGAAACACGAGAAACUCCCUCUGGAAAGAAGAUUGACCCAUCUUAGAGAAAAGUACAAGCUUGCUGUCAAAUAUGAAGGGUAUGUUUAGAUCCUGCAUAAUGAAUAUGCAAAAGAAAAACAAACGCUAAGGGAAGUUGUUUUAUAAAUUUUGGGUUUACCUUGUAAAAUUUUAUUGAAAAAAAUCUAAUUAACAUUUUACAUUUUAUUACACACAUAAGAUUCUUUAGUUUCUGUUUAUUAAUAGAAAUAAAUAAAUGGAACAAGUUCCAACAAAUAUUCUAAAAUCUUAUAGGGAGUACAAUUUAUCUAAGUUUGAGAUAUUAAUCAUAUUAGUUCUAUUUCUUCCGAAAUUUGUUCCCUUCUUUCUUUGCCAAGUAUUUCCGAGAUUGAAGUGGGACCUGAAGGUUACACCCCCCAUGUAGAUAUGUGGCCAUCGUAGUACCAAAAUGCACCUAGAUCUUGCACGAAUAAGAAAUGGAACUGCUGAUAUAUAUUGGUAAAAGCCUUUUUAAAUUCUUUUUUUUCUGCUUUAUUAUGUUUAUCUGUGUGAAGGGCUGUCCCGGCGCAGCUGGCAUUGCCUCUAUCCAUCUGUUAUGAUGCAAAUCUUGAAAUAAAUAUGAUAUGCUUCUUUUUAAUAGGGUCUUCAUUUUCUUUGUAUGGUUUGCACCUUUUUUAUUAUGGUUCUAUUCAUGAAGCAGCUUUGAUGGUUUACACAGAUCUCUGCCAGAAGUUAGUAACUCUCUUCAGGAUCAGAGUUGAGACUUGUCUUUCACUAUGGCAACAAAAUGUUAGCCAGCAAUGGCACUUUCUAAUGUUAGAGAAUUGGUAGGAUGAAAAAGUAGAAUGCUCUGCGGUUUUCCUGUAGUCCAAGGAAUUUUGCUGAGUUCUGUUUAUGAUAGCCAACUUUGUGAGCUGGUAGAUGUCACAUUUCUUUUUAUUGUAUACUUGUAUUUAGAGCCCAAAGAACAAAAAACAUUUUUAGUGUUGCAACCAUAUAAUUUGAGAGAAAAGAGGCAAAUAAGCUGUCGAACUUUUGCCGUUCUGCAAUUAGGCCCAUCAACUGGGCCCAUCAACUGGAACACUUGCA